This is a messenger RNA of Symbiodinium pilosum, 185 nucleotides long. Lineage: Eukaryota; Dinophyceae; Suessiales; Symbiodiniaceae. The record is from the annotation of a GenBank genome assembly.
GAAAUGCCGGGCUUUUCCAUAGCCAGCUCUACGUCACUAGUAACCGCUCAGUGCCCCCGCUGCCCCUGCCAACAACUCUUCUCCACAGCCGUGGAUGUUACCAUCGGCGGAUGUCGAAGGAUGAACAUCUUACAGCUGUGAACGUCUGCCGCGGGGUGGGCCUCUACCACAUACAUAGCCCCCAG